Molecule: messenger RNA, 4799 nt
Organism: Cololabis saira (Pacific saury)
Lineage: Eukaryota; Metazoa; Chordata; Actinopteri; Beloniformes; Belonidae
Gene: il16
Product: interleukin 16
Exons: 24
Coding region: 118-4770 (1550 amino acids)
Biological process (GO): leukocyte chemotaxis; induction of positive chemotaxis
Molecular function (GO): cytokine activity; CD4 receptor binding
Source: RefSeq, a predicted model, not a curated record
CUUCAGAACCAAACCCAUCCUGACUGGACCUUUGGAAACAGACCCAGCCUUCCUGGACCAUCAGAACCAGAUCCAUCCUGUCUGGACCUUCAGGAAAAACGGGGAGAGACCUGAAACAUGAUUGACGGUGAGCUUCCUCCUCCAUCAAGCUCAAACUCUGCUGGGAGAAGAUCAUCUCAGUGGUGUGGAGGAGCUACCAGAGGGAUGGGGAUGGAGAGGAGGCACUGGGAGCAGGACAACGGUCUUUGCCACCACAGCCACCGCCGCCACGGAAGGCUGGCCGUGCUCUCCAGGUCCCUCAUCCUCUGUCACUCUGAGACCCAGGAGGACCGUCCACCACAGAGGAAAGCUGGGAAUCUGUCAGAAGUGUGCAGACUGUGGACCAAUAGCAGGAGAGCAGACAUGAUAGAGGACGAAGAAGUCCCGAAUGAAGCCUGGAGGCUGAUCCGGCAUUCAACCAGGGAGGGAAGAUUCCACAACCAAAGAAGAACCCACAAGGAGAGCAAAUGGAGAAGCUGGAGGUCCCUCACCAUGAAGGAGAGCAGCAUCUGGAGGAUGUGCCUGGCCACGGUGCCUGCUGAUGAUGCACCAUCAAUGGCCGACAGCAGCAUCCAGACUGACCACAGAGAUGACAGAGUUGAUGUCCUGAAGAACGAAGGGAAACUGGUCAGACACCAGACCCCUCUGAGUCCAGACCAGCUCACCUGCUUUCAGAACCAGGUUGUGGACAGCGGAGGAAGCAGCAGCUUCCACCAGAACAUCUGCAGUCAGUUAGCCAUCCCAGAGGUGAAUGAAGAACGGUCCCCGGAUGGAAGGAAACCCGAGCUGAGCCCACCAGAACCAGAACCAGUGGACGACAGCAAAACACAGUCCAGUUCAACCAGUGUUAAUCCUUACUGGAUAGGAGAUCUGGACAGCAUCAUCAUUAAGGCGCCUGAGCUGCUGCUCAACCAUCCUCAACAUAUAGCUGGGGUCUAUGAAAAGAGGAGGUCCCUGUCGCAGCAGCUGGAGGUUCCUCACACCACUGCACAGCCCCACCGGCUGCCCUCCUGCUCCCUGAGCUCUGCUCCGCUCUUCAGCUCCUGCAGCAGCCUGCAGGCCUUCAUCAUCUCCACCAUCGUGCUGAUGAAGGGUCAGGGGAAGGGUUUGGGCUUCAGCAUCGUUGGAGGGAGGGACAGUUUGUACGGACCAAUGGGGAUCUACGUGAAGACCAUUUUCCCAGCAGGAGCAGCAGCUGCAGAUGGACGUUUGCAGGAAGGUGAUGAGAUCCUGGAGGUCAACGGAGAGUCUCUUCAUGGUCUGACUCAUGACGAAGCUCUGCAGAAGUUCAAACAAAUAAAAAAGGGUCUCCUGACGAUGGCGGUGAGGACAAGUGUCCGUGUCAGGGCCCCAUGUGGUCUGGAGCCGGUUCCCCAGCUCUACAGGUCUUGCUCCCUCGGUUCCACAACAGCCACAGCAGAGUACGGCCACAUGAACAACUCCAGCAACACCCUGAUCCCGGGCCAGAAACUCAGAGACCGGAUUAUGAUGGACAUCGUCCUGCAAAAAGAGACCGGAGUCGGUUUGGGUAUCGGACUGUGCUGUGUUCCCGCUGGUAAUGGUUCUCCUGGGAUCUACAUCCACACCCUGUCUCCUGGGUCUGUAGCGCACAUAGAUGGCAGGCUGCAGUGUGGAGAUGAGAUCAUGGAGAUCAAUGACACUCUGGUGUACAGCAUGGAGCUGAAUGAUGUGUACUCAGUUCUGAGCCAGUGCAUGUCAGGUCCAGUGCACAUCAUCAUAAGUCGACACCCCAAUCCUAAAGUUUCCGAGCAACAGCUGAAUGAUGCCAUCGCUGAGGCAGUGGAAAACAGCAAACUGAGAAGGGAUAAAAGCCAGUGGAGCAUAGAUGGAGUGUGUCGGGCAGAGUCUUCCUCCCACAGCCGGCAGCAAGAUGAACGAUUUCAGGAGCAGAGUCUCAGUCUGUCAAGAGUUCAGCAACCCCAGAAGACCAUGACCCGCUCAUGGAGUGACAACAGCCACCAGCACAACCAUGUGCCCGUUAACAACCAUCGCAAAGUCCUCCAUGACCCACGGCCCUGUGUUCACAGCCUUGAAACUCCCCAGUUGGUGAUGGAGUUUUGGUCUGAAAACAGACUGUCAGUGCCUGUGUACCCAGAUGAAGAUUAUCACACCCCAUACAAUUCCAAUGCUAUCACCCGGUCCAUUCCCUGCGGCCUUAAUCCAGUCCAAACCAGAAAGAACAGAAAAAAGGAAGAAGAAGCAGCAACCGAUCAGUCGACGGGGAGCACAGAGGACUUCGUCCGUGCACAAACUGUUGUUGCCACCAACCACCCACCUCAGGCAGGUGAUUCAAGUGCUGUACUCUGCUCAAGACCAUCCAGAGGAGUGCUGAGGAGGCAGGCUUGUGUAUCCCAGCAUCAGGAUCCUUGGGUUUAUCUUCCACUUAGCACCCCUAAAGAGCUAUCCGAGGUCCAGACCCCCACACAUAGCAUCCAUAGCAUCCCCGCGACCAUGAUUUAUGAAGAUGACAGCAUCACCAAGCUCAGUGAGGGAGCCAGAUAUGCCACACCCACUGAAAAUGUAACUCAAAAUCCCAUGGGACCAAAAACAGCACCCCCAGUGGCCCCCAAACCGGCCUGGUUUCGCCAGAGUCUAAAGAAAAUACGGGUUGAUCAGGACCAGAAGAAGCAAGCAAGCAAGUCCCUAGAGCUUGGGUCUGCUGCAGGCUUCAGCAGGAGCUUUGGAGGCAGAUCUGGGCCAGUUCCAUCCAGCAUGGCAGUCAAACAGAAGAUCCAUUGCUUUGAGUUUCUUUCAGAAACUCAGGAGAAAGAAGGUACCAGAAGGCCUGUCAUGGAGAAAAAGUCCAGGAGUCUCUGCAGUUCACAUCCAACCUCACAUGGAGAUCUUGGGAUGGGCAAAUGUGACACAAAGUCAAACUGGUCCAAACCUGCCUCUGCUGUCUCUUCCGUCUUCCCCCCAGAUACUCAUGAAAGUUGUCAAACAGAAGCAAAGUCCUACAAAAAUAUUCUUACUCUUCGGUCCUCCAAUCAUCUGUCAUCCUCUGAUGAUAAUCUACACCCCUCUAUCACCGCCCCUGGGUCUUCCAAUGAUGUCCCACCCUCUAACACCGUCACUGGGUCUUCCAAUGAUGUCCUACCCUCUAACACCGUCACUGGGUCCUUCAAUGAUGUCCCACCCUCUAACACCGUCCCUGGGUCUUCCAAUGAUGUCCCACCCUCUAACAGUAUCCUUGGGUCCUCUGAAGAUGUCCCACCCUCUAACACCGUCCCUGGGUCCUCCAAUGAUGCCCCACCCUCUAACACCGUCCCUGGGUCCUCCAAUGAUGUCCCACCCUCUAACAGUAUCCCUGGGUCCUCUGAAGAUGACCCACCUUCUAACACCGUCCCUGGGUCCUCUGAUGAUGUCCCACCCUCUAACACCGUCCCUAGGUCCUCCAAUGAUGUCCCACCCUCUAACACCGUCCCUGGGUCGUCCGAAGAUGACCCACCUUCUAACACCAGCCCUAUGGAUCUUGAGUCAGUGCUCAACGUUGCUUCUUUGGCUUCGGUCCAUGAUGACAGUAAAGUCUUUACAUCCAGACAGGAGUCUGAGCCACAAAAGGAGGGUAUCAGUGAGUCUACAGAAUCCAGGGUCCUGCUUACUCCAGCAUUAGAAAGCUCUGGUCCAAAUGAGGCAGAGAACAGUUCAGAAACAGCUGGACCCCUGAGAACGGAUCUAUCCACUGAGAGUCCGGCCCUGAAAGAGCAGGAGGGAGAGCAGAUGGGCAAGAUCAUCGCCUUCAGCAACCAGGUUUCUCGGGCGUUGAUGCGCUCCCUCCUCAGUUCCUCCCAUGGUGACCCCCCGGGCCCUUCGGCUGAAGAUGUUUCUAACCCUCCGGAGUCUGAAUCGGGCCUGAAUACCACCAACAAAGGCUUCUCCGUCAGCUUGGCUUUUCUGAGGGAAUACACGACGGAGCGAGGAGAGGUGGAGUCGGACAGUGAGGGGGUGCCCACGCCCGUCGCCUCUGUUCUCCCUCCCCAUGAGAUACAGAGGAUGAUCCAGGAAGUUAAAGAUCUGGAUGAAGAGUCGGUGAAGACGCUCAUCAACAUCCACGUCAUCAUUCUUCACAAAGAGGAAGGAGCCGGGCUGGGCUUCAGCAUCGCAGGAGGCUGUGACUUGGAGAGCAAAACUCCCACGGUCCACAAAGUGUUUCCCAGCGGCCUGGCGGCUCAGCAGGGCACCAUUCAGAAAGGAGACCAGGUCCUGUCCAUCAACGGCCAGACCCUGCACGGUGUGACCCACGCUGAGGCCACGGCCGCCCUGCGUCAGACCCGCGGGCUGAAGCUGGCCGUGGUGGUGGUCUGCAGGGGGGCCCCCCAGGAGUCCAGGGAGGGCCGGGGCCCUGCAGCCGAGGACUCCAGUCCUUCUUACAAAUCGUUUGACCUUCGUUGUCGUGGUGUUGCAGGAGACGAAUGGGAAGCCCCGGUGACUGUGGAACUGGAGAAAGGUGUUGGAGGAGUUGGCUUCACUUUGGAAGGAGGAAAAGGUUCAAUCCACGGGGACAGGCCCUUAAUCAUCAACAGGAUCUCCAAUGGAGGAGCAGCUGAGCUCAGUGGUCUUCAGUGCGGAGAUGAGGUUCUGCAGGUCCAGGGGGUCAGUCUGCAGGAAAAUACUCGAUUUGAGGCCUGGAACAUGAUCAAGGCUCUACCUCAAGGACCAGUCGCGGUGGUCGUCAGGAGGAGGCAGCCGGCGGAGGAAGGACAGAUGUAGCCAGGACUGGAGUUGAGGGGAGAUGAGGG